AUGGCAGACCGUCUUACGCAGCUACAGGACACAAUUAAUCAGCAAGCUGAGCAUUUUUGCAAUAGUAUAGGUAUAUUGCAGCAGUUUUCAACACCUAGCAAAUUCCCUGGUUUUGACCGCACUGGUUCCCAAACACCACAACAACAACAAAAUCAAGAGGACUAUGCAAUGCUUUUCGCGACAUUGAUAUCACGAUGUGCGAAGGACAUUGAUACUCUUAUUGAAUCUCUGCCGAGCGAAGAAAGCUCCACUGAAUUACAAGUGCAAAGUUUAAGACGACUAGAAGCAGAAAAUAAAGAAGCAGCAGAGCAAUUAGAAGAGGUGGUGCGGCAAGGAGAGAUCCUUUUGGAGAAAAUUCAAGGAGCUCUCAGUGACAUUGCACAGUGUCAACUAGAUAUGCAGAAUCCUGCACUGAUACUGAACAAGGAUGUCAAACCAAUAUUA
Messenger RNA from Iphiclides podalirius (scarce swallowtail), 444 nucleotides. The record is from the annotation of a GenBank genome assembly. Lineage: Eukaryota; Metazoa; Arthropoda; Insecta; Lepidoptera; Papilionidae.